Molecule: messenger RNA, 718 nt
Organism: Acyrthosiphon pisum (pea aphid)
Lineage: Eukaryota; Metazoa; Arthropoda; Insecta; Hemiptera; Aphididae
Product: ATP-dependent DNA helicase PIF1-like
Exons: 1
Coding region: 197-718 (173 amino acids)
Biological process (GO): DNA replication
Cellular component (GO): replication fork
Source: RefSeq, a predicted model, not a curated record
GCAAUGCAUUAAACUACCAGACAAUUUUUGCACUGUUGUUCAGGAUAAAAAUGAAUUGAUUCAGAGUAUUUUCCCGGAUAUACAGAAUAUUUAUUUGAAUCAUGAAUGGCUUAGUCAACGGGCGAUUUUGGCAGCCAAAAACGUUGAUGUUGACGAAAUUAACUUCCACAUACAACAGUUGUUACCAGGCGAUCUGAUGUCUUUUAAAUCAAUCGAUACUGUUGUUGAUGAAAAUGAAAGUGUAAAUUUUCCGAUUGAAUUUUUAAAUUCAUUAGAUAUCCCUGGAAUGCCACCACAUAAUCUUCGAUUAAAGAUUGGUUCCCCUAUUAUUCUCCUCCGUAAUUUGAAUCCACCUCAAUUAUGUAACGGUACGCGUUUGGUCAUCAAAAAGAUCACCGGAAACAUUCUUGAAGCAACCAUUUUGUCUGGGAAGUUUAAAGGAAAAGUGGUCCUGCUGCCACGUAUUCCGAUGAUACCAUCAGAUUCUACCAUACCCUUCAAAAGGCUACAGUUUCCAAUUCGUUUAGCUUUCGCCAUGUCUAUAAAUAAAUCUCAAGGUCAAACAAUGUCCAUUUGUGGUUUAGAUUUGGAAAAUCCAUGUUUUUCUCAUGGGCAACUAUAUGUUGCGUGUUCACGUGUUGGGAAACCAUCGAAUCUAUUUGUGUUAGCUAAAGACAGGUUAACCAAAAACAUUGUGCACCGAUUGGUGUUAAAUUAA